UUAAAAAUAAUCACCUUUUAGUGAAUUUUAUUUAAUCGGUGUUUGUUUAUUUCUGAUCUCUUAUUAUUAUUGCAGACAGUUGAUAAGAACGCUUAGGAAGGAGUAGAAGAUGGGGAUUGAAAGUGUUUUAGCGGGUGGGUUGACUUCGGCGUCGAGCGGGCUUUCGUGGUUCUUCCCGGUGCUCGCGGCAGCGUUGGUCUACUUCCAAUACGAAGUGAUGGACAACGAAGCACCGCCGAUUAACAUACCGUCCGAAGUGUUGCUACCCUCCUACGAUUUUAUCGUAAUAGGAGCAGGGUCCGCAGGUACGUUUGUUAAGGAUGUACUGGCUAUACAGUUAAUCCCAAAAGUUUAUGUGCCUUAGAAAAACGCAUUUCCUAUAA
This is a messenger RNA of Ceratina calcarata, 383 nucleotides long. RefSeq lists its product as uncharacterized. The transcript has a single exon. Bases 110 to 364 code for a protein of 84 amino acids. The record is from RefSeq and is a predicted model, not a curated record. NCBI's taxonomy places the organism in Eukaryota, Metazoa, Arthropoda, Insecta, Hymenoptera, Apidae.